Molecule: messenger RNA, 4603 nt
Organism: Achroia grisella
Lineage: Eukaryota; Metazoa; Arthropoda; Insecta; Lepidoptera; Pyralidae
Gene: DNApol-alpha180
Product: DNA polymerase alpha catalytic subunit
Exons: 10
Coding region: 104-4561 (1485 amino acids)
Biological process (GO): mitotic DNA replication initiation; lagging strand elongation; DNA replication
Cellular component (GO): alpha DNA polymerase:primase complex
Molecular function (GO): DNA-directed DNA polymerase activity; purine nucleotide binding; DNA replication origin binding
Source: RefSeq, a predicted model, not a curated record
UUGUAAUUACAUAUUAAUGUUUAUUUUUACUCAAGUGAAAUAGUGAGAUUAAUUUAUAUAAUACAUUUAAUUAGUCUGCUUAUGUAUAAUUCCCAAUAUACAGAUGGCAGAAUCUUUAGCUGGUCAACGAGCCAAGCGGCAAAAAGUUGAUAAACAUGGGCGCCUAUCUGCAUUUGAGAAACUUAAACAACUGAAAGGAAAAGGUUCGAAACAUAAAUACGACGUGGAUAAUUUAGAAAAUGUUUAUGAUACAGUGGACGAAAGAGAAUACAGUGAACGUGUAUUGCAGAGACAAGAGGACGACUGGAUAGAAGACGAUGGUACAGGUUAUGUGGAGGAUGGAAGAGAAAUAUUUGACGAUGAUGAAAUUGAAGACACUUAUGUUUCUGCCAAUACCAAGGAAACGGGCAGGGGACAGAAGAGGAAGGCUAAAGUUGCUGCACCAUCGUCCAAAGGCAACAUAAGGAAUCUGCUUGGUUCAAUGCCUUCCAAGAAAAAAGAAGAUACAAAAAUAUCUGAUGACAAUAUUUUAUCAGAUAUAAUGUCAGAUUUAGAUGGUAGCAAACCAUCUACAGUAAAACCCAAAGUAUUAGUGGCACACAAGCCAAACCCUGUGGAGUCUAGUAAGAGAGAAGCACAAAACUACUUCAAGAACUUGUCUACUGCAAUAAAAAAAUCUACUGUACUCACUUCAAUUAAAAAAGAAGUUCCAACAGUAACACCAGAAAUUGAACAAAUUAUCAAUACAAAUGGUGUAAAAAUAGGAGAGGAGGAUAAAACCAAUGAUAAAGUGGUCACAAAAAAAGCAGAAUGGAAAAUAGACAAAGAAAUUAAGCAAGAAACAGAAGAUUCUGCAACACAAAACAUAGAGGAGUUUGACACACAAGAUGUAGAUUUUAAUGAUGUUGAUUUCACUGAUGAUGUUGUAACAAAAUCUGUAGAAAUAAAAAAUGAACCUAAUACAAAAGACACUAUAACAGAUGUGGCUGAAGAGUUCUUAAAUGAUGACUUUGAUAUAUUUUCUCCAAAAAAAGAACUGAAACCACUAUCAAGUACUUGGAAUGACCAGAUGGGUGAUAACCAAGUUCAAGCUUCUAUUCAGACAGAUGGACAGUUGCCUCUUCACACAAAUGAGGAUGGGGAGAAAGUCCUAAGAUUCUACUGGCUAGAUGCAUGGGAAGACAGGUUUCUGAAGCCAGGAAUUGUAUAUAUGUUUGGUAAGGUGUAUGUUAAUCCAUCGGAUAAAAAAGCAGGUUGCUUAUCUUGCUGUGUGGUAGUGAAAAAUGUUACCAGACAGAUGUUUUUGUUGCCAAGAGAAUAUAAAUUAGAUCCUGUAACACUUGAAAGUACAGAUGAACAAGUCACCAUGAUGGAUGUAUACCAAGAGUUCAAUGCCUCAGUUGCUAGUGAACUUGGCCUUAAGGAGUUCAAGUCUAGAAAAGUUACUAAAAAUUAUUGUUUUAAUUUGCCUGACAUACCUGCACAGUCUGAUUACUUAGAAGUGAAGUAUUCUGCAAGCAUCCCUCCACCACCAACUGGCAAGAAUUACUUAACUUUUUCUCACAUAUUUGGGACAAACACAUCAUCAUUAGAAACAUUCUUGUUAGAGAGAAAAAUUAAAGGGCCUUGUUGGUUAGAAAUUAAACAGCCAGAAAAUGUUCAGGCCAAGGUGUCAUGGUGCAAACUGGAAGCAACAUGUAACAUAGAACAUGUCAAUGUUAUCAAGAACGAAACUAAAUUGGAACCACCACCCAUUGUUGUUGCUACUAUAAAUGUGAGAACAACUAUAGAUCCAAAAACAAGGAAGACCAAAAUCUUAAUGUUAAGCUGCCUGAUACACAACAAUUUUCCAAUAAAUAAAUCGCCACCAAAUCCUCCUUUCCAACAACAUUUCUGUGUUGUAACUAAAUGUAAUGAAAUUUGGCCACUGGAUAUGAAACAGGCGUUCUUACAAUAUAAAGCCACUAAACUUACAAAAUGCGAUACAGAGAGAGAACUCCUUAAUUACUUCAUGGUACAGUUUUGGAAGUUAGAUCCCGAUUUGGUUGUAGGUCACGAUUUACAAGGGUUUCAACAAGAUUUGCUCAUUGGAAAUAUCUUGGAUCUUAAUAUACCUAACUGGUCCCGUUUGGGCAGAUUAAAAAGAUCAGUUCCACCAUUAAGAAAAUUUGCAGCAAAAGAUGCAUUUCUAGGGCGCCUAGUAUGUGAUAUCAAAAUUUCCGCUAUGGAACUUAUAAGGGCAAGAAGUUUUGAUUUAGACACGCUAUGUGUCAAUGUAUUGAAAAUGAAGGAAGCCGAUAGGCUUGACGUAGCUCUCGAAGACCUACCGCAAUAUUACGAAAAUAGCAGAGAGCUGUUUCAGCUAGUUUCUUUGACCAUGCAAGAUGCUUCCUAUAUUCUCAAAAUUAUGUGUGAACUAAAUGUCAUACCAUUGGCAUUACAAAUUACACAAAUUGCAGGCAAUGUUAUGUCUCGGACUUUAAUGGGUGGUAGAUCUGAAAGGAAUGAAUUUCUACUACUGCAUGCAUUUACAGAGAAAAACUACAUUGUACCUGAUAAAUUAUAUGGAAAGAAAGGGAGUAGUAAUAAUGAAGAUAUAAAUGACAAAGAACAGACUGUGAGUAAAAAGCAAGGUAAAAAGAAGGCUGCAUAUUCAGGUGGUUUAGUAUUAGAUCCAAAAAAAGGUUUCUAUGAUCAACUCAUACUACUCAUGGACUUUAAUUCUUUGUACCCGAGUAUUAUUCAAGAAUAUAAUAUUUGCUUCACUACAAUAAAAAGGAAGAGUACUGCAACUUCUGAUGAAGAUAUAGCCAACCUUGUUUUGCCUAAUUCAAACAAAGAAUUUGGAGUGCUCCCCACGCAAAUUCGGAGACUAGUUGAAAGCAGAAGAGAGGUAAAGAAGUUAAUGAAGUCACCUGACCUGCCCAUGGAACAAUACAUGCAGUAUAACAUAAGACAAAUGGCCCUCAAGUUGACCGCAAAUUCUAUGUAUGGAUGUCUAGGUUUUACACAUUCGAGAUUUUACGCUAAACCAUUAGCAGCUUUGGUAACAAUGAAAGGCAGAGAAAUCCUAUUGGAUACCAAAGAAAUAGUACAAAAACUAAAUUACGAUGUUGUGUAUGGUGACACAGACAGUUUAAUGAUUAAUACUAACUGCUCAGACUUUGAUUACGUUUUUAAGAUUGGUAAUGAUUUAAAGAGAGAAAUCAAUAAGAAAUAUAAACAAAUUGAGCUUGAUAUAGAUGGAGUAUUUAGAUAUUUACUGCUUCUGAAGAAAAAGAAAUAUGCUGCAGUAGUUAUUACAAAGAAUAAGAAUGGGGAAUUUAUAUUAACACAAGAACAUAAGGGUUUAGAUAUUGUACGUCGAGAUUGGUCACAAUUGGCCGCAGAAGCAGGAAAAUUCAUUUUGAGUCAAAUACUUUCAGAGCAAUCUGCAGACGAGAGGCUUGAAAAUAUACACAUACAUUUAAAUAAGCUAAAAGAAGACCUUAUCAAUAAAAAGAUGCCACUAUCCGUUUUAACAAUAACAAAACAACUCACAAAAAAUCCUAAUGAAUAUGCAGACAAAAUUCCACAGCCUCAUGUACAAGUUGCUCUCAGACUUAACAGUAAAAACAGUAGAAGGUUUAAAAAAGGAGAUAUUGUCCCCUACGUCAUUUGUGAUGAUGGCACAGGUAAAGCUGCAACACAGAGAGCUUACCAUAUUGAAGAAUUAAAGAACUCUGAGAACCUAAAAAUCGACUAUAAUUAUUACCUUGCACAUCAGCUACAUCCUGUGAUAUCGAGAAUAUGCGAACCCAUCGACGGCAUGGAUCCGGCGCGAGUCGCCGACUGCCUAGGAUUGGACCCUUCCGGCUAUAAACAACUAUUGAAAAGAGAUGAUGCGGAGACAGAAUCAUAUGAAGUGCAAAAUGAACAAGAAAAAUAUAGGUAUUGCAAGGAUUUCGUCUUUAUGUGUGCUAAUGAAAGUUGCAAGACAGAGAACAGAAUUCGAGAGACACUUGUGAAAUUAGACAAAGAGAGUGUCACAUUCUUAGAACAUUGCCAGAACGAUGCUUGUUCAGUGAGACCAUUGAACUAUUUAGCAAGUAUAGAAAACCAGCUUAGUUUGCAAAUGCGUGAGUACCACGCACAAUAUUAUAAUGGCUGGCUUUCCUGCGAAGAUCCCGCCUGCGGUCAUCGCAGUACUCGCUUGCCGCAGACAUUCAUAGCCGGACACCCGCUAUGCCGCGCCUGUGAGAAGGGUUUAAUGUUCCGGGAGUACACAGAGAAAGAUCUAUACUUACAGAUUAACUUCUUCAUGUUUCUAUUUGAUCUAAGUAAAGUCAAUGCAAAAACGCGACUGUCGCCACAGAUAACAUCUGCGUUCCAAGAGUUAAAGGAAAUGGUGGAAGAUUGGUUGGCGCAGUCAGCCUAUUCUGUAAUAAACCUCUCGAAAUUGUUCAGAUUCUUUACACUAGACCCUAAAGCUAAUGACAAAGUAAAAACAGAAGAACUUGAAAUCGACGUAUUACCUGAGACUGAACGUAUAGAUGCACUAUUAGAAAUGGGAUCCUAUUAAGAUAUGUGUAGUUUACAUUAUCAUGUUUCUUUGUAAAAUUAA